Molecule: messenger RNA, 7551 nt
Organism: Cygnus atratus (black swan)
Lineage: Eukaryota; Metazoa; Chordata; Aves; Anseriformes; Anatidae
Product: protein phosphatase 1 regulatory subunit 3E-like
Exons: 1
Coding region: 193-1158 (321 amino acids)
Biological process (GO): regulation of glycogen biosynthetic process
Cellular component (GO): protein phosphatase type 1 complex
Molecular function (GO): glycogen binding; protein phosphatase 1 binding
Source: RefSeq, a predicted model, not a curated record
GGAGGAGAGCGAGGGCAGCCGCAGAGCGGUGGCAGCAGCCGGGGCCGCGCUCCGAGGAGGCGAUGGGGGCAGGAGGAUGACGAGCGGCGGCGCAUCCCGCACCCACCGGCGGGCCCCGGGGCCGGCCGCAGCGGGGAGGCCGCCGGGCUGAGGCGGCGAGCAGGGCGCUAGCCCCCGUCGCCAUCCGCCCCGAUGGAUAAAGCCGGCUCCCUGCACAGCGCCGUGCCCGCCCCGCCGCCCCGGCUCUACCUGCCGCGCAACUUCAGCUGCAGCGCCUGCCUCUAUGGCAGCCUGGCCGAGCAGUGCAAGGGCGGCUGCAGCCCCGACGGCGAUCCUCCUCCUCCUCCACCGCCGCCGCCGCCGCCCGUGGUGCGGGAAGCGGCGGCCGAGAAGCCCCCGGCGGCGCCCCGGGGCCGGGAGCCGUCGGUGCCCGCCGUGCCGCCCAGCCCCACGCAGCGCCGCCGGGCCAAGUCGCUGCCCACGCCCGGCGACCGCAGCCUGCGGCCGGCGCUGCAGCAGAGCCCGGCGCGCCGCAAGACGGUUCGCUUCGCCGACUCGCUCGGCCUGGAGCUCACCUCCGUGCGCCACUUCUGCCAGGCCGACCUGCCGCGGGUACCGCCGCCUCCGCGCCCCGCCGACCUCCUCAAGACCAGGAAGCCUCCGGCGCUGGGCGAGCUGGAGCCGGUGCUCUUCGGGCCGCCGCCGCCGCUCCUGGAGCCGCUCUUCCCUCCGCAGCCCGGCGCCAGCCCCGGCUUCGCGGAGCGGGUUCGGCAGCACAAGGUGAGGCUGGAGUGGGUGCGGGCAGAGCCGGCGGGGCUGCGCGGCGCCGUGCGCGUCCUCAACCUGGCCUACGAGAAGGCCGUGUCGGUGCGCUACACGCUCAACCGCUGGGCCAGCUGCGCCGAGGUGCCCGCCGCCUACCAGCCCUCCGGCCCCCCCGACGGCAGCACCGACCGCUUCGCCUUCCACCUGCCCCUCGGCGCCGCCGUCACCGCCCACGCCACGCUGGAGUUUGCCGUCCGCUACCGCGUGGCCGGCGCCGAGUACUGGGACAACAACGGCGGCGCCAACUACCGCCUGCGGGGCCGGCCGCUGUCCCCGGCCGCCGUCUGCCCGCCGCAGGACCCCGACAGCACCGCCUGGAUCCACUUCAUCUGAGGGGGACCCGGCACCCUCCGGACUCGCCUCACAGGGCGGCCGCGGCACCCUGUUUCACCUCACAGGACGGCCCCAGCGCCCUCCGGCUGCAGCUCGCCUCACGGGACAGCCAUGGCACUCUCCGGCCUCGCCUCGCCUCACAGAGCCGCCCCAGCACCCUCCGGCUUCGCCUCACCUCACCUCACCCUUCCCGCCGUCCCAACCGCAGCCCCACCCAGCCCACCUUUCCAGAAGCUUCUUCGUAAGCGGCCAGAAGAUAUUUUUUUGAAUUCCGUUUACAGAUAAAUUAUUUAUCUUUUCUAUCUUAUUAACGCCGCGUAUGGAUAAGCGUUCAGGCUCCAGUCAGGACGAAGGCUGGGUGCGAGGUGUUAAGUCCCACAGCAGCAGUGUGUGCGGUGUUUUCCGCCUCGAGCUCGUGACCAAAGCUGCUGCACAGUGAGGGUCUGGAAUGAGGGGAGGGAGGCUGUCAAUAUUUGCAGGACUUAUCAGUGAAAAUCAGGAUCCACUGGUGCAAACAGAUCUUCCUGGGUGCUGUGCCCACAGCACUGGGUUCUGGAAACACAGGCAGCACUGCCCUGGGCACCCAUCCUCUUUCCUCAGCCCACCUCACCAAGCCUGGCUCCGUUGAGGUGCUGGGUCCCUUCCCAGACCCCACAGACCCCAGCGUCCACGCGGACGCAGUCACUCAUGUUAAUUGCAGGGGACAGAUGGUGGUGUUGAACCCCAAAAGAGAUACCCCCAGGUAUGGCUGUAUUUCUCAUGCUGUAAAAAUGGCCGAUGGGUUUGUAGCAAAGAUUAAAGUUUUAAAAUUUUGAACCCUGUUUCAUAUAUUCAAGCGUAUUUAGAAAAAUGCUAAGAAAAAUAGUGUCACGUAGUAAUGGAAAUACAGCCUACUAACAGGUUUUAUAAAGCAAGCACUUUGUUUUAAAAUCCACGUGAUACAUUGUAAAGAUCUGUCAUGCUUGUUUCAGUAGGGUUGUUCCCAUAAAGCUGCUCAUGAUCAGGUUGGCAGGAUAGUCCUGAAGUUGCACCAAAGAAUUAGAGGUGACAGGAAUUGAAUCCAUAAUUUUGGUUUGCAUCCCAAGCAACAUUUCCAGUUUUAUUUCUGUUAACAGUCUAAUUGAAGUUGUUAUGCUAAGGUAUAAGGGCAGGAGCUUGCCUUUUGCAAAACAAAACGUUCCAGAUUUUUAGAAUAAUUCCGGAAAGUGGCGGAUUUCACAAGGCUAGCUAUAUGUAGUCAGUCAGAUUGAGGAAAAGUAGUACCUUUGCAUAGAAGUAGAGAUGUACCAAUAAAAAACAUUGAAAUUGCAGAGUAUGUUGACUUCUGCCCUCAAAGAUCUAUUUUGGAUGUUACUAGCAGAGAACAGCAUUUUCCUUUUUAAACUUGCUUUUUCAGGAGUUUGGCUGAAUACAGGUUGUGCUGGUGCCAAAUCUGGGUGCUGGCUUUCCAGGAUUUAGGCACGUUUGCGUUUGCAGGUGAGGGACUUCUACAAAGAUGACUUCUGAGAGUGGCAGAACAAAUGCUGGUGUCAUCUUCCUAUUAUGAAGGGCUGUAGGAUCAGGCAUUCAACAUUUUGGACCUUUUGUAGAUUGUUUAGGAGUGAAGUGUAAUUCUAACUGUAUUCUUUGUGCUCCUUGUGAGGGUUAAGUAUCCCAAACAGCUUGAUUAAUGCCAGGUUCUCAUGGAACCUUUCAACUUCAGUGGGAAUUGAGAGCACUUUUGUCUCCUGAGGGUCUGUUUGAGUCAGAAUAAUUAAACCUGUGAAUUCUGGAAAAAAUGGUCUGGCAAGUUGAUGGGAAAAGAGCAUUUAAUUUAAUUUCUCUAUACCGCUUUUUCUGGUUUAAUAGAAAUCAUACCAACUGUAGCCUUCCUGUAGUAUUGGUAGCUUGGUUUUAGUUCCCCAACAAGUUUUCUGAUCAAUGUGAUCUUCAUAGAAAUAGAAUAUAAAAGAAAUAUACUGUCAGCACCUACUGAGUAUUUCACAUUUUAGAAUAUUAAGGCCCUGAUCUUGUAUUGAAGUAACCCUAUGUAUCACUAGCACACAUCUAUAAAGAUAGAAUUGCAGAACUUGGGUCUUAAACUGUUCGUGAUUAAUGCAUAUUAAGUAGUAUGUUUGAUAAAGAAAGCCCAAGUGUCUUCUAGUUAAACCUAGUUUGUUAUGAGAGCCUUAAUACUGGAGAGAAGGAAGCGAACUUGUCUCCAUUUGAAAGCACUUUGAAAUACGGUGGAAAUGCAGCCAAACACCUUAUUUAUGUGUUAGAGCUUUCCAAAACAUUUUUUUGCUUGGCCUUUCUUACCCAUGUACUAAAGCAGCAACAGUUUUUCUGAAGCAUCUUAAUGAUGUCAUAUGAGGGAAAAGAAGUAGUUUCUGUGCGCUUUAGGUUAACCAAUGCUAUAAUGUGUUUAUGAACGUUUAACCCCUUUGUCCAAUAUACAUCUGAAUAUUAAACCUUUUGAGGAUGUAAUACACCAGAAGAAUGUUUUGGAAAGCUGACUCCUGAGCUUUUAAGCAAUUAAGCUGAUGUUUAGUUCAACACUCAGUUUCGUGGGUAACUAUGGGCUUGAGCUUGAUCACAGAUUAUCAGUGAUACACGUUCAACUCCAGUAGAAGACCUGGUCUUCUGGAAGCACUUAAAAACACCUCCAUUUAAAGCCUCGAAAGGUGAGGUUGGCCCGGCCAGCUUUGAGUGGAGGAUGCUACUGAUGACAUCUUUGGAAGAAGUGUGAGGUGUUCUAACAGAAACCUAUCAGUGAUAUAUGCUGAAGCUGCACUGCUUUGAUUACAGUUUCACUUCUAUCACAUUAAUUUCUUCUCAAGAUUUCCAAAAACAUGUCUAGGUGCACUGACUGCGAGUACUUUUUCCACUGGCAGCAUCCAUGUAUGGUUUCCAGUCCUUUAGUUUUCAGCCUGAUGCUAUUUAGGCGGGGUUUGCUAGAAGCAUUGUAUAAAUGGAAGUGAAAUAAAAUAAAAAUCCCAAAUAGAACUUACAAUCUACAUAAAUGAUAACUUUGAGGAGAAAAGCCUGUGCUGAACAGGGUACUUCUCAAGUUGGCAGGGCAUCAGUAAUUUUAAUGGAAGAAGGAGCAAGACAACUUUUUUUUUUUUUAAACACAUUUCUAAAGAACAUAGUUCCACAAAGUUAACUUUAGAAGGCAAAGUAAAAUAUUUGAAUUAUGUUUCAGGAUACAAAUUCUUCAAGCCAAUCUUUUUUUCUGGAAAAAAUGACAGCUCAGUUGUUUUUAUUUGCAUGGAUAAAGCCCAUGCCACCUUCCUUUCCAAGUGAUGCUAGAAGGUGUAGGCAAGGCAAUAAUCCUUAGGUAGCGUACUUCACUUUUAAGUGAAUUAUUCAUAAUCACAUUCAUUAUGUCUUUGGAGGUGUAAAAACCUGUCUGCCAUUUAUUGUACAAAGUUGUAGCUUUAUGAAACGUGCCAUCUUAUUUUAUGUGCAAUAGUGAUACUUCCUACAGUAAGUCAAAUCGUACUGUGUGUCUGAUGCACAUUCACGUUUGCUGGUGCACAUUUAAACUGAUAGAGUUUUUGCAUGUGGUUCCAUGCCUCUUAUGGCAAUAUUUGUGAAAUCUACCCUAAUCAAUAGAAGCCCUAGCAGGGAUCAAAACAAUUAAGUGACUGUAAACUGAAUUUCAGCUAGCUAACCACGUUACUAUUCAUUAGUGUAAAGAAUAAUUGAAAUGUUAUGCUCAUUUUCAAUAAAUGUACAUUACUUCAGGCUAAUUAUUUUCUCCUUUUACCAUUUGCAAAUAACUUUUUGUUGUGAAUGUGUGUGCCUCAGUAUCGUAUUAAAUAGCAGAGCAAGUGCACACGUUUUGUUAUUGCAGUGUAUGUGAGGGGAAGGUGCAUCACUUGAACAAACAGCUGUCUGUUCAUGCAUAUGCGUGAUCUCUACAGAUACGUGAAAUGUUUUUCAGUAGCGCCAACAGGCAAACAUCUAAUUCUGUAUUUUAAACAUAAAGUAACCGACAGAAAUACUCAGAAUCUGCUUUUUAACAUAUUAUUAACUAUACAUUGAAAUCUUUAUGUGCCUUUCAACAUUUCCUAGGAAGAAAUCUCAUUUGUUCCUUCACGCUCCCACCAAAAGUCCAGCUAUGGCGUUCUCAUUAAAAUGAAAUUUAUACUAAAAAUCUAAUAAUCAAUUCUAAUUCCUGACACUCUUUCAGCUGUGCCAGAAGUCCUGCACCUGUAACAGCCAGAAGAAUUUGAUCAUAUUUUCCCAUACUACAGUGAAAGAAGUUACUGUCAGAACCGCGUCUUCCUGGUACACCUCUGAAAUUAUUUAGCUAGGUAAAAAAACUGUGACCAUAGUUAAUAUAACAAAAUAUAUUUAUUGUAUAUAUUCACCACUUACACAGAUAUUCUAAAUAUAUAUUCUAUCUGAAACCAGAAAUUCUAGUUUUUUAUUAAAUUUAUUUGUGUAGACAUGAUGGUCUUUACAGCUUUUACUGUUAUUUACCUGAUGCUGCAUAAUGCAUAUAGCUAAAACUUAUAGUUGGACUUGAUCUCUCUGCACAGUUUGUAUCAUGGGAUUAAAGUGUUCACUAUAGAGAAUAUCUAAAGAAAAUGACAUCUACCUUCCAAUUAUAUACUGCAUGGCCUUUUGGCAAGUCAUCUGUAAUUCUGUUUCCUGUAUGCAUUUCAUGUGUACAUGUUCUGAAUAUAUGGAAGGAUUACCUACUGAAAUUAAAAACUUUGUGAGCACCAAAAUUAACAUUUUAUGAGCAUAUAUAGUUUAAUAUAGGAAGUAAAUGUAGUCAAUUUUGCUGUAAAGUAAAAAAAAAAAAAUAGCCUUAUGUAGAGCGGAUCACGAUUUUUUAAUGAAAGAUGGCGACAUUUUUCAAAAUGGAGCAUGUUCAGGGAAACGUAUGUGUUUCAAUAGGAAGGAUUUCUCAGGUUUAGCUUAUAUGAGAGAAUUGUCCCAAAAUAGUUAGGUGGUAAGAGUACUUCUUUAAUCAGUGUAUGGACUUGAAUGUAGGUCUUCCACAAUCAAAGGGAAUUAAACUAUUGGUUGUUCCUGAGGUUCGACUCUUUCUUUAUCCAGCUUUUGAAUAUUGCUUUUAAAUUAUUUUACAGGCAGGUUUUUUUAACCCAGGAGUUUCCUAUCUUGUAUGGAUAUUCUCUUCAUUCAGCUAUUCUGAGUUUUGUUUGAGCUUUCUGUUUUUGAGAAAGGUCUGAUUGUAUUGUCACGCAACAUUAGACAAUUAUUUUACAUUUUACAUUUCAUUUUUAGGGGGAGAUAGGCAAACAGCUUUCCUCUCGGUUUGUGUUUUUUUUUUUUUUUUUAAUAUUAAACAAUAGCAUGCAGAAUAAAACUGUGCUUGAAAUAACAUAUGCACUAGUAAUUCCAAAGAAUAUAGCCAAGAAAAAUGUCAAAUGUCAGAUGUGCUUUUUAAAAACUUACGUCUGUUGAUUUAGUAAGGCAGGAAAAAAGUCCUAGUCUCCAGUGCAAGUGUAUUUAUACCAGGGAUUUCUUUCUAUGCAAUAUUAUGGUGCACCUGUUUUUUUAGCGAUUGACUUGAUUGCUAUGGUUGCUGUAUCGUUGUGUUGUGUGUAGAAUAUUCUGUUAAAGUGUCAUUAAGGAAAUUAUGUCUUAAAUGGUGUUAUAUUUUUAGGCUCUUUUUUUGUGCAAUCUGACUUCACUAAAUCAUAAGCAUACUCCAAGUAACAGUAGCAAGAUAAUAUUUCAUACAAUUAUGCAAGUCUCAUGCGUUAUACUUUUCUCUAGUCACCUUCCAGGAGAAAACACUGUGUUAGUGUUGUGAGUUUUAAAAUUUUGUAUUCCUGUAUCUUAGAAAUAAACCAAAUUGUAUUAUACUUUUAAACUCAGAAAGCUAAUAUAUAUAUAUGUUUUUAAAGUUGAUCAGGACUGGAAUCCACGUUGCAGUGCAGGAAAGCUAACAAAAAAAUGUGCGACAAAAAAAUUAAGGUUCUUGAAGAGGUUUAAACAAACCUAACUCCUCCUGCACAGUGGUAAAUUGUUUCUCUUGGUAAUGGAGAUGCUGUCUGUUCAAGAGUGGGCUCCUUACGUGCAAGCUUUUAUUGUUGUUUCUUCGAUUUACCUUGACUUUGUUGGAAAAAAAAGUAAGAAUUUGUUUCUUAACUGUAAACUUUACGAGUAAGUUACUUUUGGUUGCAGUUUCUUCUGCAAUGUUUGUAUUUCACUAAGUAAUGUUUGUUUCUAAUAUUUGUAACAAUACUGUGAUAUCACCAAAAGUUCAAAAUCAACUUUUUCUAGUAAUGCCUUGUAACUUACCUAGCCUUACAGUAUUUCAGAUUAUUUUCCACCAAAACUGCAUCUAGUCACUGGUUGUCACAAUAAUGAAAAAAUAUAUAUUUAUAAACCUGUAGCUUCUUGCUGUCAUUAAAGAUUAAUGAUACA